Messenger RNA from Glycine soja, 2393 nucleotides. Its product is annotated as protein PAF1 homolog. The transcript has 13 exons. NCBI's taxonomy places the organism in Eukaryota, Viridiplantae, Streptophyta, Magnoliopsida, Fabales, Fabaceae. The record is from RefSeq and is a predicted model, not a curated record. Gene Ontology annotation, biological process: regulation of telomere maintenance. The coding region runs from base 78 to 1952 and encodes 624 amino acids. Gene Ontology annotation, cellular component: nucleus.
UAAUCGAGGAUUAGCGGUUAAAGUGUCCGUGGGAAGGGAAGAAGACAGAGUCUCUCCAAAAUCCAUUGCAGUGAGUAAUGGAUCGUCAAUGGCGUCCUCCUCCACCACCACCACCACCCAAUGUCUGCCCCGCUUGCUUCCACUCCCACUUCCCUUUUUGCCCUCCCCCAUCCCCCUUCCCUUACGCCAACCCCAAUUUCAAGAGACCCCGAAUCGACGACAACCCUAUCAGUUUCUCCGACGACGAACGCAGGUUAAAGCUCAUUCGCGAUCACGGAUCCCACACCUACGCGCCACACCCUAAUCACAACGCCUUCCCUCCUCCCCACAAUGCCCAAUUCAGAUCUUCCCCUCACCCCUCGCAGCGCGUUCCCGACGGUUUCCAUCAUAUUGGUGCCAUGCAGCCACAACCACCUCACCAAGGGAACCAGCACAAUUUCAAUGGAAGAGUAGUUCACUAUCCUUAUCCCUACCCUGCUCCCAAUGAUAAUAAUAUGGAGGCUCCUUGGUUCUUCAAGGGGCAGCCUCAGCCUCCUCUUCCUUCUUCGCCGCCGCCACCUCUUCCCAUGGAACCGUCUAUGAAUCAAUUGAAAACGUACUUUUCACCACCCAAGAAACCUCCUUCUCUUUUUCCCGUUCCCGAACCUCACCCCAUGCCUCAGCCCUAUUACCCCACCGCUUUUCCUUCCGAGCGGGAACCAUCGAAGCAGCAGUACUUGGGGGAUUCCCAAUCUUUUGCGAUAAAUCAAUUGGCUGCAGAGAGACCUAAAGUGAUCGAUGCUUCGCGCUUAUUCCGGCAUCCGCAUCGAGCUUCACGCCCAGAUCAUUUUGUCAUCAUCUUGCGAGGCCUUCCAGGUAGUGGUAAGAGUUACCUUGCAAAGAUGUUGCGUGAUCUUGAGGUUGAAAAUGGUGGCGAUGCUCCACGAAUUCAUUCUAUGGAUGAUUAUUUUAUGACUGAGGUUGAAAAGGUUGAGGAUAGUGAGGCAUCAAAAUCUUCAAGUUCAGGCAGGAGCAAGAAGCUUGUGACAAAGAAGGUCAUGGAGUAUUUUUAUGAACCUGAAAUGGAGGAGGCAUAUCGGUCAAGCAUGUUGAAAGCUUUCAAGAAAACUGUUGAGGAAGGAGUUUUCACCUUUAUUAUUGUGGAUGACCGCAAUCUGCGGGUAGCUGAUUUUUCUCAGUUUUGGGCAACUGCAAAGAGAUCGGGGUAUGAAGUUUACAUUUUAGAAGCUACAUACAAGGAUCCGGUGGGUUGUGCUGCUAGGAAUGUCCAUGGAUUUACACAGGAAGACAUAGAAAAGAUGUCUAAGCAAUGGGAAGAAGCUCCAUCCUUGUAUCUGCAGCUUGAUGUGAAGUCAUUAUUUCAUGGAGAUGAUCUAAAGGAAAGCAGAAUACAGGAGGUUGACAUGGAUAUGGAAGAUGAUCUGGGUGAUGCAUUACUUCCAGUUCAAGGAAAAGAAGCUGAUAAAGUUGUUGACCCUCCAUUUGGAGAAGAUGCAAGUUUCCUAAAGGCUGGGAAGAAUUGGGAUGCUGAAGAGGAACAUCCAACAGAAGUCAGGGAGUUGGGUAAAAGCAAAUGGUCAGAAGAUUAUGGUGAAGAUGACAUUGAUCAAACUGAAGGUAUGAAGGGCAAUAUAAAUGCUCUGUCUGGGUUAAUUCAUCAUUAUGGCAAGGAACGAAAAUCUGUACAUUGGGGUGAUCAGGGUGGCAAGACAGGGUUUUCAAUAGGGGCUGCAAAGAAGGUAAAUGCUUUGUCUUUAGUGAUCGGACCUGGUGCUGGAUAUAACCUGAAAUCUAAUCCAUUACCUGAAGAGGAUAGUCCAACCCGUAAUAGUGUGGAUUCAAAGAAGCAUAGCAUAUUUCAAGAACAAAUCCGGGCUGAACGAGAAUCUUUCAAAGCUAUUUUUGAUAGGAGACGGCACAGGAUUGGUGGACUUGAUGUGGAAGAGGACUAAAAGAGAGCCACCCAAUGCAGAAAUGCUUUCACAAAACAGAGUAUGGGGAGGGUAGAUAUAUCAUGUAUUCAGCUUUAUCCCUCCCUGCGUUGGAGAAGUUGUUACCAGGAUUUGAAUCCUCCACAAGACGGAUGUGGAGACUGAUUCCGAAUUUUGGUUUUAAUGUCAUCAAAACAGACGGAUUACUUGAAAGUCAUACUUCCAUGUAUUAGAGGAGUUUAGGUGAAAGAAUAGAGUUGAGUUGUUUGGUUGGCUGGGAAAAGAACAUGAUGUUCCCAAUGAGUUUUUGUGGAAUGAUGUAAAAUUUUAUUCAAGGAUUAAUAUGAAAUAUCUGUGAUAAGGUCAACUCAGCGUCUAUCUGAGUGUAGGUUUAUGUUUUUCUUUUCUUGUACCAGCACGCUAUUUGACAUUUUACACUGAAAGAAGAAAAUAUUAAGUUUA